UUUCUUUUUCUAAAAUGAGAGAAAGAAAGCAAGAGCAAACAUGGAAAGCAGAGGCGUCCCUUUCAGAUCAAUCCUAGCUCAUUCUCUCUGGAUAACUCUUGUUGGAAUCCUUCUCUUCACUCUCUCAACCACGAAAAGACAUAACUUUGGUUACAUCAAGUUCUUUUCGGUAUCAGGAACAUUGCUCAUAACCUUACCUUGGAUGAUUCAACUUCUGGUCACUUCUGCUGUCAUUUUACUUUACAAGGCUAGAGGUUACAACCUGAUGUGGAUUGUCCGGUCACCGAAACCAUCCAACGAGAAUCAUCUCACAAACGUUGUCACUAUAUCUUCUUCAUCAUCUCCUCUACCUUCUGGCCAAGCUCUGAAGAAAGGUGACACUGGUGAGAUCGAGAUUAAAAUUGUGAUUCCAAAAAGCCCAAUGUCAACUCAUUUGGAGAUCGAAGGAAGCAAAAACUCCAAACUUCUCACAAAUGUAUCACAUGUUGCUUAAGUGUUAGUACUAUGUUCUUGUUCUUUCAUUUAUGUUAUCUUUGAAGACUAUGUUCUGAAAACUUCCUUACAAGUUUUGUGAGAUCUACUUUGUAAGUUUUAUUAAUAAUGAAUCAGAUUGCUAUUA
Brassica napus (rape) is the source of this 619-nucleotide messenger RNA. RefSeq lists its product as uncharacterized. The record is from RefSeq and is a predicted model, not a curated record. Bases 41 to 493 code for a protein of 150 amino acids. The transcript has a single exon. Lineage: Eukaryota; Viridiplantae; Streptophyta; Magnoliopsida; Brassicales; Brassicaceae.